Molecule: messenger RNA, 1950 nt
Organism: Heterobasidion irregulare TC 32-1
Lineage: Eukaryota; Fungi; Basidiomycota; Agaricomycetes; Russulales; Bondarzewiaceae
Exons: 11
Coding region: 1-1950 (649 amino acids)
Biological process (GO): post-transcriptional regulation of gene expression
Cellular component (GO): cytoplasm
Molecular function (GO): mRNA 3'-UTR binding
Source: RefSeq, a predicted model, not a curated record
AUGACUUCGUCGCAAUCUCAGUCGUAUCAUCCGUUCCUCAAGAACGUGGAAGAUUGUCCGUCCCGUUCCUUGAAUGCUUCCAUAUGGGCCCCCCAGCCGCAGCCGAACGAGUCCUGGCCGAGGACCAUCGCGUCGUUUUCUCGAGCCGCUGAGGAUGACAAGCAAAAGAGUAGGCCCGGAUUUAUCCGUAUAUCUUCCGUUCCAUGUGCUGACGCCAGUCCAGAUGCCUUUGGUCCCGUUGGGUUCAUCGGUAGCUGUCACAAAAAGGACGUUGGCGCCAUCGGCGAUGGUCGACGCAAGAACAGCUCCGACAUGGAGCAUAUACACGUAGAACAACUGCUUCGGACGCUGAACCUUAAUUCUCCUGCUCCCUUCUCCCAACCGCCCCCUCUCACUGUGCACGCUAAUAACUCGCCAGAUCUGUCCCCUAGCUCUGCUACAUCUGCUCUUCUGACUCCCACCGAUCUCUCGCCUGCAAAGGGCAUAGACUUGAAACUUAAUAAUUAUGAGUAUCACUCUUCGGCCCCUUCUCCACAGGGCCUAAUGCUGGACCCCGGACCUCCUCAUCGUGCUGGAGAGACAUAUCCUUCGCAUCAUUCCCACCAUGUACAACCUGCCAAUGCGUUUCAACAGACUGCUACUACAUUUCCGUUCUUCGAGCCAUUCUCUGAGGCCUCCGCCCAGAACCCUAGCGCUCAGGUAUUCUCUUCCGCUCAGCACCAUCUCGUCAAUCGUAGUGACCCUCGCUCCUUCGUAAACUCAACCUGGCGGAGCGAGCGGGAACUCUCAUCAGAAUGGUUGCGUCCCGAUGAUAUAAGGGAUCGUAGCUCUGGUCUCGUCACUGACGAGCAUUCAAUGCGACCCAUCACCUUUCAGAACAAUUUCCCUCAUCUUCCUUCGAACCAGGGUCAAGCCCCUCCAAUCAAUUUUCUUUCGCUCUUGCAUCCAUCGUCUUCGCCUCCUUAUCAUGUUUUCGUGUCUCGCAUCAUUAAAUCCUCCGAUCAACAAGCAUCGAUCUUUCUUCAGCAGAAACUCAAAGUCGCGGACCUUGACGAGCGCGCUAAGAUCAUAGACGCCAUUUGUAUGAAGGGGUUCGAGAUGAUGGCGCAUCGAUUCGGCAAUUGGGCUGUUCAAAGAUGUCUCGAAGCGGCUUCCACGGCCGACGAAAGAAGGAAAAUUGUACAUUGCAUGAGGGGCCGCGUCGUGGAUUUGGCGUCUAAUUGCUACGGCUGCCACGUCCUCCAAAAGGCUUUAGAUUGCGAGGAAGACGUCCGAUUACUCAUCGUCUCCGAGCUACUUCUUGGAGAUCCUGCCCAGACUCUCGUCAACAAGCAUGCGUCUCAUGUCUGGAGUAAGAUCAUGGAGUUGACAUGGACCGCUCCAGCACCGCCCAUAUUCGCCUAUGUCAAUAAGUCUCUGAAGGGCAAGUGGGCGUCGCUUGCUUGUCAUGAGACAGGCUCUCUCGUUGUACAGCAUGCCUUCGAAAACUUGGAAGAGUCCGCAAAAGACGGAAUCAUCGACGAGCUACUCAAUCAAGGGACAGCUGUUUUCAGCGAAGUCGCAAAGAAUCAAUGGGGAUCGUACUGCAUUCAACAUAUUCUCGAACAUGGAUCAGCUGACCACCGUCGGAUGGCUCUGGACCAUAUAGUUGCGGGACUUCUGGAGUAUGCGACGAACGAACAAGGCUCUAAAUCGGUCACAAAAGCCCUCAAGGAAGGAGGCAAGGAGACAUUGGACCGGGUUGUCAAGCGAAUGGCCGAAUCUUCCAAAGGAGGUCGCAGGGCUAUUAUCGUCGAUCUGGCCUUAUCUGUGACUGGCAGUCAGCUGAUUGCUGCGGUUUUACCUAACGUUGACAAGGAUCAACGAUCUCUUCUCUACGAUUCUAUACGUGGCCAUAUUGUCACUCUUCGAGGCUGCAAAACUGGGUCCAAGGUCAUUUGGUUAUUGUGA